Rana temporaria (common frog) is the source of this 836-nucleotide messenger RNA. It is a transcript of the gene CREG1, whose product is annotated as cellular repressor of E1A stimulated genes 1. The transcript has 4 exons. The record is from RefSeq and is a predicted model, not a curated record. Lineage: Eukaryota; Metazoa; Chordata; Amphibia; Anura; Ranidae. The coding region runs from base 3 to 698 and encodes 231 amino acids.
ACAUGGCCGCAGCCGAUUGGCUGCCCAGGAGUAGGAACUGUCCGGCGCUCGGUUCUGAGUUUCAGUCUCCCGAGAUGUCGCCAAUGGCUGCCUUGUCCUACUGUGGGGUGUCCGUCCUUCUCCUCCUCAUGGGGGCGCCCUCAGGCCGGGCCCACAUCCCCCCACACAACGAGACGGCCCGGGUGGCGCGCUUCGUGGCCCACCACUGUGACUGGGGCGCCCUGGCCACCAUCUCCAGCCACGAGCCCGUCAGGGGCCAACCCUUCGCCAACGUCUUCUCCAUCAGCGACGGCGCCCGGGGCCACGGCAGCGGAGUCCCCUACUUCUACCUCACCACCAUGGAGAUCUCCGUCCAGGACCUGCAGGAGAAUGCAAACGCCUCGCUGACCAUGUCUCUGGCCCAGACUCGUUAUUGCAGAGAGAAGCACUACGAUCCGCAAAGUCCGCUCUGUGCUCAUAUUAUACUCUCAGGAAACAUGGAGAAGGUGGACGGGAAGGAAAAUGCCACAGCGAAGCACGCUUUGUUCAGCCGCCACCCAGAGAUGAUCAAAUGGCCCCAUGACCACAACUGGUUCUUUGCCAAACUCAACAUCACCAACAUCUGGGUGUUGGACUACUUUGGUGGAAUUAAAACAGUGACACCGGACGAGUACUACAAGGCCAAACCGUGGUUUGGCUCUCUGAACAUUGAGGAUUAAUUUCCAGCCAUUGAAGAAUACCGACGUGCCUUGUAUUUUUUUCUGUUUUAUACUCUCUACGCUUCUGUCUUAUGGUCUCAUUUUGUUAACUUGAAUGUAAAGAGAAUUACCUUUUAACAUUAAUAAGGGUUAAGAUGG